Molecule: messenger RNA, 4227 nt
Organism: Mycena indigotica
Lineage: Eukaryota; Fungi; Basidiomycota; Agaricomycetes; Agaricales; Mycenaceae
Product: ABC transporter protein
Exons: 33
Coding region: 1-4227 (1408 amino acids)
Biological process (GO): transmembrane transport
Cellular component (GO): membrane
Molecular function (GO): ATP binding; ABC-type transporter activity; ATP hydrolysis activity
Source: RefSeq, a predicted model, not a curated record
AUGGCCAAGUCUGAGCACGCAGAAGAUUCUCGCUCGCCAUCCCGUGGCUCUAGUGGAUCAUCAACCGAGGCUGUGACUGAGGAAAAACCAGGCUUGAAAUCAACACUUGUGUACGAAAGGUCUUGGUAUUCUCGCGUUCCGUUCACCUCCACCAAGCCACCACCACCUCCCAGCGGAACUUUAGACGACGCUGCACUCUCUCCAGAGGUCAACGCUGCUUGGUAUAAUAUUCUAUUUUUCGGUUGGAUCACGCCCUUGUUGUCUCUCGGAUAUGCUCGACCACUAGAGGCCACAGACCUGUACAAGCUUGGCGACGACCGCGCCUCCCUCCGCAUUUCCCAAAAAAUCAACGAGUCCUUUGACCGCCGGCAUCAGGCAGCAACUGAAUACAAUGCUCGUCUUGCUGCUGGUGAAAUUACUCCGUCGCUUUGGCUGGUUCUAUCGUGGUCCCUUCGGGGAAAUCGCGCCGAACGCCGUAAAAAGUGGCAAGAAGUUGGAGGACGCCGCAAAGCGAGCCUCGUUUGGGCAAUCAACGACAGUGUCAAGUACUGGUUCUGGUCAGGAGGAAUACUGAAAGUUAUUGGAGACACUGCACAGAUAACCUCUCCGCUAGUCGUCAAGGCAAUAAUCCAAUUUGCUACGACAUCUUAUACGGCUCAUCGCACUGGCCAACAAGCCCCGCCGAUUGGCCAUGGCGUCGGCCUAGCAAUAGCAUUGUUGUUGAUGCAGUGGAUUGGCGCACUUUGCCAACACCACUUUUUCUAUAGGGCAAUGUCGACCGGCGUACUUGUCCGAGGCGGACUAAUCACAGCAAUCUAUUCAAGGUCUUUGAGGCUUACCUCUCGGGCUCGGUCGACCCUACCGAACGGCAAACUUGUUAACCACAUUUCCUCCGAUGUUUCGCGUAUCGACUUCUGCGCAGGUUUCUUCCACAUGUCUUGGUCAGCACCGAUCCAAAUGAUAAUAUGUCUGAUUCUUCUGCUCAUUAACUUGGGACCGAGUGCACUUACGGGCUUUGCUUUCUUCAUUCUGGCUACCCCCGCCCAAACAAUGGCAAUGAAACAACUGUUCAAAUUCCGACAGAAGUCCAUGAACUGGACUGACAAGCGCACCAAAGGGCUUCAGGAGAUCCUAGGAGGGAUGAAGAUCAUCAAGUUAUUCAACUGGGAAGCACCGUUCCUUCAGCGCAUUAGCGGCUUUCGACGCAAUGAAAUGGGUUACAUUCGCUCCCUGUUACUCCUCCGAUCUUCUUUGAAUGCUCUAGCCAUGGCCAUGCCGGCCCUCGCCUCCGUUCUGUCGUUUGUUACAUACUCCUUGACGGGACAUUCUCUUGAACCAUCUGUCAUUUUCGCGUCGUUGACCUUGUUCAAUCUGCUGCGAUUGCCUCUGAUGUUCUCAAUCGCGGAUGCCCUCAAUGCCUCUAAUCGCCUGUAUGACGUCUUUGUUGCGGAGACUUUCGAUGGUGUUCAGAUCAUCCGUGAUGACAAACUUGAUGUGGCUGUUGAGGUUCAUGAUGCGACUUUCGAGUGGGACGGUCCACCGCCCGAAGCUGAAGACGGAAAGAAGAAGAAGAAACAGAAGAAAACAGCCGAACUUGCCAAGGCUGCCGCCAAAGCCGCAGAAAUAAAGCCAGAGGAUGUCAAGGUCUUCAAAAUGUCAAAUCUGUCCUUCACGGUUCCUCGAGGCAAACUCGUCGCCAUAGUGGGAGCGGUCGGCAGUGGCAAGACGUCAUUGCUGCAAGGUAUGAUCGGUGAGAUGCGACGAACCAGUGGGUAUACAAAGUUCGGCGGUUCUGUUGGUUAUUGCCCACAAUCGGCAUGGAUUCAGAACGCAACUAUCCGGGACAAUAUCUGCUUUGGCUUGCCUUUUGACGAAGUCAAAUAUUGGAAAGCUGUGAAGGACUCUUGUCUCGAGCCAGACUUGGAAAUGCUUCCAAACGGGGACCUGACUGAAGUUGGCGAGAAGGGUAUCUCUCUUUCAGGGGGCCAACGACAGCGCCUGAAUAUUUGCCGCUCCAUCUACUCGGACACCGACAUUCAAAUUUUUGAUGAUCCACUCUCUGCACUAGACGCACAUGUUGGCAAAGCUGUCUUCCACAAUGUUCUCCAAAACACACUUUCUGGAAAGACUCGGAUCCUCGUCACCCACGCAUUGCACUUCCUGCCUUAUGUCGACUAUAUCAUUGCGCUUUCUGACGGCCGAAUCGCGGAAAGCGGUACCUACGCAGAACUCAUGUCUAUCCAGGGGGAGUUCGCCAAAUUUGUGACGGAAUUUGGUUCAAAUGAGAGUUCGAGGGACGACGGUGAGGUUGCAGAGAAGGAGGAAGAGGAGAAAGUUCCUGAAGCCACCGUCGCCAGGAAGAAAGCCGUAGCCGGAACUGCUUUGAUGCAGGCUGAGGAGCGCAACAUCGGUUCUAUCAGUGGCAAAGUUUAUGGUGCCUAUAUCAAAGCGGGCAAUGGGACUUUUGUUGUUCCGCUCCUCAUCGCUUCUCUCGUAUUCCUCCAAGGAGCCAACGUAAUGAGCUCUUAUUGGCUGGUAUAUUGGCAAGAGGACAAGUUUAAGCGAUCUGCUGGAUUUUAUAUGGCGAUCUACGCCGUCUUAGGUGUCUGUCAAGCUAUCGCCAUGUUCUUUGUGGGUGCCUCGUUUGCGUUGCUCACUUUUGCUGCAUCGCAAAAUUUGCACAAGGGUGCUUUGAAACGGGUCAUGUACGCUCCCAUGUCCUUCUUUGAUACUACGCCUCUUGGUCGUAUCAUGCAUCGUUUCACCAAGGAUAUCGAUACAAUUGAUUCUACCCUCGGGGAUGCGUUGAGAAUGUUUGCCGCCACCGCGUCCAACAUUCUCGGUGCAAUCAUCCUUAUCGCCAUCGUGGAAACCUGGUUCCUCAUCGCUGUUGCAUGCAUUCUCCUCUUGUAUUAUUUUGCCGCCGCUUUUUAUCGCGCAAGUGCCCGAGAAAUCAAGCGUCUUGAUGCGUUACUGCGUUCGUCCCUCUACACGCACUUCAGCGAGAGCUUGUCAGGAUUGGCAACAAUUAGAGCUUACGGUGUCUCCGAACGUUUCCUUCGUGACAAUGAGCGUUUAAUGGAUACAGAGAAUCGAGCGUAUUGGCUCUCAGUGACGAACCAGCGGUGGCUUGGAAUCCGGUUAGAUUUCUUAGGAUCAGUUCUAACAUUCGUCGUCGCAAUGCUUGCUGUUGGGGCACGAUUCAGCAUUUCCCCGGCUCAAACGGGACUUGUGCUAUCGUACAUCUUAAGCGUACAACAAGCGUUUGGUUGGAUGGUCCGGCAAAGCGCAGAAGUUGAAAACGACAUGAACUCUGUUGAACGAGUAUUCCACUAUGCGACAGAGGUUGAGCAAGAGGCUCCUGAUGAAAUUCCGGGUCGCAAACCAGCAGCUCCCUGGCCGGCGCAAGGCCAAAUCGAGAUGAAAGACAUUGUUCUGAAGUACCGGCCCGGGCUCCCUGCGGUUAUCAAAGGCUUGUCCAUGACUGUUAAAGCCGGAGAGAAGAUUGGGAUUGUCGGACGGACCGGCGCGGGCAAAAGUUCCAUCAUGACUGCACUAUUUCGGCUGGUAGAGCUUACAUCUGGCUCAAUUGUCAUCGACGGAGUCGAUAUUUCUGAAAUUGGUCUUGGUGACCUAAGAAGUGGGUUGGCAAUUAUCCCACAAGACCCAUUGCUCUUCUCCGGCACUUUACGGACCAACUUGGAUCCAUUCAACUUGGCGGAUGACGCAACGCUUUGGGAUGCUUUGCGGCGGUCCUAUCUAGUCGAUACGCCCAAGCGCGAAUCCACGUCGUCAGAACCGGGCACAGGGGCGAAUACCCCCGUCAAUAAAUUUACUCUUGAUACACCAAUAGAAGACGAAGGGCAGAAUCUGUCUGUUGGACAGCGCUCUUUGGUUUCGCUAGCCCGAGCACUGGUGAAAAAUGCGAAAAUCCUCGUUUUAGAUGAGGCAACAGCGUCGGUUGACUAUGAGACGGACCGAAACAUUCAAGAUACCAUCGCGCACGAAUUCCAAGACCGCACAAUUCUGUGCAUAGCACACCGACUUGCAACGAUCAUUUCAUAUGACAGAAUUUGCGUUAUGGACGCGGGUCAGAUUGCAGAAUUCGACACUCCUGCUAACCUGUACCAGCUACCUAACGGCAUCUUCAGAGGAAUGUGUGACCACUCCUCGAUAUCGCUUGACGACAUUAGACUGGCCCGAAAGGUCAGGACGGGUGGAGAUUGA